AUGACACCCCGAGCAAGGCGCCAGGCGCGCUCUUCGAGGACGAAGCCCUACACCAAGAAACGACUUACUUCACCGACUGCGUCUGCUCCGGAAAGGGACGUAUCGCAGCCGCAGCCUACAGGACCGAGCCCAACCGCCGUCGCUCCCACGACUCACGAUAGACAUGGUUACCCUACCCAGGCCCAGUUUUCCGACAUCCUCGAGCGAUACAUGGCAUCUCUACACCCUAGGAAGGCCGUAAAAGCACUCAUUGACCGGGAAAUGUACGAUAAGAUCCACGGCACCCUCACCAAUCCUACCGACCACAGAAUCGGCAAUGCGCAAUUCCGAUUCUGGGUGAGGAAGAUGUUCACGCUCGAGCACGUCCCAGGGUACAGUGGUCCGUACUCUGAGAGUGGAGACCCUGACAGUCCACCGCAUGUGGUCGUACACGAGAACAGGCCCGUUGCGAUCAAAGAGGACUUGUACUCUGUUCUCUGUCAUAGCCAUUCCCUCGCACAGCACGGAGGGAGGGAUCGCACGUGCGCCGUUGUCCGGAGCCUGUACUCGUAUGUUCCGAAAGUCCUUAUAGCAGCCUUUGUGGCGUCCUGUCCGACGUGCCAAUUCCGGAAGACGGGAGAUCCCAUCUACAUCCCCUUCACGGAACAGCAGCCUCCGGAGAAAGUCGAGCCGAGUCCACCACGCGCUCAAUUUUUACCUGACCGAAAGGCGGAGAAGGAAGUGGUAGAUGUAGAGGAUCCCGGGAUGGUAUAUUUCGGGCCGGGACCGGUGUAUCCCUUCCAUGAUGGUGGAAUACUUAUGACCCAUCCUCCCAGUCAUCCUUUAUUCAUGCCACCAUGGUCAUCUCUUCCCAUCCCUAUGCCGUCAUUACAACCUCCGUCCCAUGCCCACCGCGGCUCCACGUCGAGCAUUGAUACGUCCGUCUCCUCGCUCAGAACGCCCGACACGGAGCAACACUUCCCCCUUACCUUGCCGCCGCUGCAUCUACCACCUAUCCCUACGUCUCCACCAAGGGAGAACGCCAGCCCUCACUUCCCCUUCCAGUCUACGGGAUUCACUCCAAAGGCGCAGCGCUGGGAAUCAGAUCCCAACUUCCCACCCUUCUCCACGCCGUCCUCGUUCCCCUCGAGCCCCAGCAAACACCGCCUACCAAGCGUCUCGCAACUGCUGCGCAUGGAGGGCGUCGACGACGACAGUUAUAUUCACGGUCGCGGCGAAGAAGAGGCCGUCAGACUUCCUCCCAUUGUGGCAGCAUUAACCGACGAUGGUGUCCUGGGCCAUACUCGGGAGGGACGGCGGGGCGAAAUCCCCAUCGAUCCUUUCCUGCUAGGCAAUGGCGUCCCAUCUGGCACUUACAACUCGGGCUCGGCUCAACGCGAGUACUUCGUCGACGACGAGGUAUUCGCCCCUUCGUGUGACGCCUCUCCAUCUCGGCCCGUAGCUACCAAGCCCAGGACGAACCCUGUGCCGUCAAUCAUGGUCAGUGGUGCCGCAUACACCCACUCGCGGCCGCCACCGCUUGACCUAAGCAGGAUAUCCACUCUCCACCCCGGCGGCUCCAUUCCCCUCACGCCGUCUUCCGUCAGUCCUCUCAGCUCGGACCGUUCGAACAUGCCUACCGGAAGUUCGGCAUCGUUCGACGUGGCCAAGGGCGAUGUUGUAUGUGGCAGCGAGAAGAAUGCUGAGGGCAAGCGUAAGGCUAAAGGAAAGAGGAAGCAACUGGAACACGAUCAGAAUGUAGGGUAUCAAGACAUGGCCGUCUCCCCUGGCAGGAAGCGGCGUUCGGGAAGAUGA
This is a messenger RNA of Gloeophyllum trabeum ATCC 11539, 1794 nucleotides long. RefSeq lists its product as uncharacterized. Lineage: Eukaryota; Fungi; Basidiomycota; Agaricomycetes; Gloeophyllales; Gloeophyllaceae. The transcript has a single exon. The coding region runs from base 1 to 1794 and encodes 597 amino acids. The record is from RefSeq and is a predicted model, not a curated record.